Mesorhabditis spiculigera is the source of this 1020-nucleotide messenger RNA. NCBI's taxonomy places the organism in Eukaryota, Metazoa, Nematoda, Chromadorea, Rhabditida, Rhabditidae. The record is from the annotation of a GenBank genome assembly.
AUGACCAAGGUGCUGCUCACCGCGGGUCUGCUCCCGCUGCUCGUCCAUGUGGUGCUCCCCUGUAUUCGUACCGUACCCUCAUCGACAGCCACAACGACAACAACCACGACUACCGCUACCACCACCACAACGACCACAACAGAUCCCACUAAUCUUUGUGCAACCUGUGACAGAUCGUUGAUUACUGUCGAUUUAACGGAGGAUGGUACCGUUGAGCCGACAUCGGAUGUCAUUACAACUGACGCAAGUGGCUGCUCUGUGCGCACGUUUACUUGUGAUUCCACAACGGAUGGGGCGCAGGUCGUCAUUUCGUUCAACAAUGACGAUGCCGGAACGAAAAGUGGCUUCGAUACCGUCCAGGAUACUGUAACCUGCAAUUCCGACGGCAUGGCUGACGGCUGCUCGGUGACCUACACUUGUACGGCUGAUGAUCCAGAGUUCCAGAGUACUAUCUCGCUCGACCUUGACGCCUCCGGUACCUUUAAUCACGCCACGCAUGAUGGUUUUCUUGAAACGAUGCGCCAAUUCCUAUGCAUCGGCCUAGUAUUCGUUCUCCUGAAUACGGUAGACACAUGUAUACGCACCGUGCCGACGCCGACUCCCGGCCCUGGAACAACAUGUAACUGUGGCGCAACGCCGACGGUGGACACUACAACAGACGGAGUCUCAUCAUUCACGGACAUUAACGAGAGCGCUGACGGCUGCUCGGUGACGUACACGUGCACGGCUACGGACCCCGAAAUUACGAGCGUCAUCUCGUUUGACGAUGAUACCUUGGGCAACACCGAUGCUUGUAUCCGGAUGCAAAAUCCCGGCACGACGACAAAACGUCCCACCACUACUACAACGACACCAACGACAACAACAACCACGAAGGCGACGCCAGUUUGCAACUGCCCCACCCCGCCCACUAUUGAUAGGACGAGCGCGAGCGCAGCUGCCUUCAGCGGUAUUGUUGUGAAUGCCGACUGCUCGCGGACCUACACUUGCACACGUGGUGCGGCGCAAGCAGAGAUUUCG